AUGGAGGAACAGUCCUCACCAGGCCUAGAGUCCCUUCUGGCAUUAUGGCCUGUUGCUAGCAGCCUGAGCGAGACACUCCCUGUUGGAGAUCUGAUCACGCUUUCAAGGCUCAGUGCCACACUCCGUGCAGUUCUUCAUGGCUUCGAGAGACCGGAAUGCACCCAUAACCUGGGAAAAUCCGUCGCCGUCAGGAGAGAGCUCAGAGUCGGCCAGCACGCGACGACAUACUGGCAGAGCCUCAAGAAUCGUGCUCCAUUUGAAUGCUCGUCUCCAAGUCAUACAAAAGGCUCAAACCCGAGGCCAUGUCGAUACUGCUCGAGACCUAUCUGUGCAGCUUGCAUCGUUCGAUCUUCCUUCGCCAGAGGCCACGAGAAUACCUUUCAGAACCGGAUUCGCUACCUAUGCAAGGGGUGUUGGGAAUCCGGGAACAUCAGUAGAAGCCACCGCUUUGAAUUGGAUUCUUCCGUACCUGGGACCAAGCAGACUCAGUGGCACGACCCCAACGGCAGCACCAAGAAUUACUGUACCUGCACGCUAAAGGACGACGGCUGGUUAUGUCUCGACUGUAAAGACCUGCAAAACUGGGAAGCAAUCUCCUCCGGGGACACGGAUUGCCACGGUCUGCAAUGUGGCAGCAAGCUCGAUGCCGACAAGGAGCGAAGAAGGAUCUGUCUAUGGUGCGAUAAAGCACUGCCCAGACAGAUCGGAGGGACUACUCGGCACCACUGGAACCAGAAAAUGGUAGAAGCACGGGCUAGGAAUGCCGCAGCCCGCCAGGCCGACCUCGAAGAGUACAACCGCAGGCGUCAGAAACUUCUCCGGAUGUCUCGUCGAGAAAUGCGCGGCGAUGAAGCCGUCAGGGAUGAUCCAGACGCCGACGUUCCCCAGUUCAUCAGGCAUCUCGACACCGUCAAUUACCGAGCGUAUCUCAACGAGACGGCCGCUCCAAGUGGCGACAGUGUCUACGACUCCAAAAGAGGCUACUGGAGAUACAACACAGAGUUUCUUCUUAAGAUGCGACCUCGAUGCCAACAAGUGAUCCGACCGCCACAGCUCGCCACCCUCAACCAGACAGACAUCUGCGGCUUGCGCUUUGCACGCACCAAUGCUGAAAAGUCAGAGGACACCUUCUCCUUCACAGCCAUGGCCCCGUCCAUGUCCAAAGACAGGGUCAAGGAGUGGUGUACGCUGAAAGCGCACAUUCUUGAGCUCCUCCUGGUUCGGAAGCUGAGCUACGCCGAGACAUGUAACGUGAUGUACCAAGACCACGAUUUCGACGCAAGCCUCAAAGAAUACAGAAAGGUGCUGCAUCUAUGGUACUCCCAGGGCCACUUCGGAAGGUAUCGAAGAGGCUCGUCUCUCGACCGCGAAGAUGACCAUGAUUCUAUUGUUGCUGACAGCGGCGGCAGCCCCUCAUCUUCUCUGGCUGCUCCCGAAGACACGGGUCUCGAAAGGAUUCCAACUCUCGACAGCGACCUUAGCCUCGACUCCGCCACGUCCGCAUACAUCUACAGGGCGACCUCGAACGAGCAUCGUCUAUUUCGCACAAACACCAGAUCCACCACUGCGUCUGUCAUCGAAGAUCCCGCCCGUUAUUCGUCAGAACCUCCUCUUCCCCCUCCUCGUGUUUCCCGCAGACGAGAUUCGAAGUGGUCCGCGUUGAAAAGAAAGAUACAACAGGACCGACACUCCCUUUUGCGGGCGGGAGAAAGCUCCAACGCUCCCGACGUGGUAACAACAGCAACAACCACCGCAACAACGACAGCAAGAGCAAGGCAACAUGGACAGUCUCGCGGCGACGACGGCGACGACGACGACGACGAGGAGGAGUCAUGCUCACCGGAUACCUCAUGGGCCUGCGUACCAGACGACGACUUGGCCCCUGGUCUCGCAGAGUCUGCCCAUGCCGUCACCCGUGUCGGCGUCGGCGUCGGCGAGCAGACUGAAGAGAACCCUCCGCCGUACUCUCCAAAUGGGUGGAUAUGGCCCUAG
Exophiala spinifera is the source of this 1992-nucleotide messenger RNA. RefSeq lists its product as uncharacterized. The record is from RefSeq and is a predicted model, not a curated record. NCBI's taxonomy places the organism in Eukaryota, Fungi, Ascomycota, Eurotiomycetes, Chaetothyriales, Herpotrichiellaceae. Bases 1 to 1992 code for a protein of 663 amino acids. The transcript has a single exon.